This is a messenger RNA of Danio aesculapii, 2080 nucleotides long. RefSeq names its product lectin, mannose-binding, 1 (gene lman1). Gene Ontology annotation, molecular function: D-mannose binding. Lineage: Eukaryota; Metazoa; Chordata; Actinopteri; Cypriniformes; Danionidae. Gene Ontology annotation, biological process: endoplasmic reticulum organization; Golgi organization; endoplasmic reticulum to Golgi vesicle-mediated transport. Gene Ontology annotation, cellular component: Golgi membrane; endoplasmic reticulum membrane; endoplasmic reticulum-Golgi intermediate compartment. The transcript has 13 exons. Bases 15 to 1526 code for a protein of 503 amino acids. The record is from RefSeq and is a predicted model, not a curated record.
UCUCAGACUCAAACAUGGCGGUACCCAUAGCCAACAGCCUGGCAGCUUAUGCCCAUUUAUUAAUAAUUUCUUUAAUAUUUCCGCACGUUUUCGCUGACAGCGCUACCGGGGACCUGCCGCACCGCCGCUUUGAGUAUAAAUACAGUUUCAAAGGGCCACAUCUGACACAGAGUGAUGGAAGAAUCCCAUUCUGGAUUCAUACUGGCAAUGCUAUUCCCAGUUCAGAUCAGGUCCGAAUCACACCCUCGCUCCGGAGCCAGAAGGGUUCAGUAUGGACAAAGUCCCCUGUGAGUUUUGAACAUUGGGAAGCUGAAGUGGCAUUUCGUGUUUCCGGACGAGGACGAAUGGGAGCAGAUGGAUUGGCCAUAUGGUUCACGUCUGGUCAAGGUCUGGAGGGUCCUGUGUAUGGGGCUGCUGAUCAGUGGAACGGCGUGGGAAUAUUCUUUGACUCUUUUGAUAAUGAUGGAAAGAAAAACAACCCUGCUGUCCUGGUGGUGGGCAACAAUGGGAAACUUGUUUUUGACCAUCAAAAUGAUGGCACGACCCAGGCACUAGGUACAUGUCUUAGAGACUUCAGAAACAAACCUUACCCUAUACGCACCAAAAUCACUUAUUACAAGCAGACUUUAUCGGUUUUCAUUAAUAACGGCUUCACUCCUGACAAAGAUGAUUAUGAGUUCUGUACCAAGGUUGAGAACAUGAUCAUUCCUGGAACUGGUUAUUUUGGCAUCUCUGCAGCCACUGGAGGACUUGCAGAUGACCAUGACGUUCUGUCGUUUUUGCUGUUCAGGCUUACGGAACCUGGGCAGAAUCUGCCUCCCCCAGAAAAAGAGAUUCCCAAAGAGGAGAAGGACAAGUACCAGGAGGAAUUUGAGAAUUUCCAACAAGCGCUGGACAAAAGGAAAGAGGAGUUUCAGAAAGAGCACCCUGAUGUCCAGGGGCAGCCCAUUGAGGACCUGUAUGAAAGCGUUAACGAUCGGGAAAUCCGUCAGGUGUUUGAGGGUCAGAAUCGAAUCCACCUGGAGAUCAAGCAGUUAAACAGGCAGCUGGCGAUGAUUCUGGAUGAACAGCGGCGUUAUGUGUCCGUCAUCACAGACGAGAUCAACAAACGCACCUCACAAGCACAGUCUGGACAGGCUCCCAGUCAUGAACUGGAGACAAUAAUUACCACACAACAUGAGGUUUUGAAGAACAUUAAUGAAGUAAGGAACUCCCUGUCAGGCUCUCUGAAGCAGCUGGCGAUGGGUCAGCAUCAGGGGAAUGCAGGAGGAUUGGGCUCAUAUGAAACCGUCCAGCACUUCAAUGACAUCAAGGAGCAUCUGCACGUCGUCAAAAGGAACAUCGAGCACAUCGUUCAGAAAAACGCUAACCCUGCAGAGAAGCUGAAGUGUCCUGAACUUCCUCCAUUACCAACCUGUCUCUCGACCACACACUUCCUCAUCUUCAUCGUCAUCCAGUCCCUCCUCUUCUUUGGCUACAUCAUGUACAAGAGUCAGCAAGAAGCAGCGGCGAAGAAGUUUUUUUGAUGAUUCGUAGUUCUUGGUAAAAGCAGCACAUCAUGUAAAUUGUCCACUUUUGUUAAUUUCCCGUUUGUUUGUUUUCUGUUGGCAAACUGUAAAUUUAUUCUACUUGAAGUAUUUAGUUAGCAAUUUUUUUGUUUUAAUUCUGGAUUUUUAAUUUGAUCAGAGUUGUACAGUAUUUGAAUGACUGCUCUUUUCCUGAGUGCGUGUGGUAUUUUCAGCAGAAGAUUCCUGAAUAUGAUGUAAUAUAUUCUUUAGAGGUCAGACAUUAUAUUUGCUGUUCAAUGCUGGUCCAGGAGUCAUUUCAAGAACUCGAUUUAGUGUCGAGGCAACGUUCUCAACUGUGGCAAAACCAACUACAAAUCGAUCAAGUGUUUUAGCACAUUCUCUUUUGGUAUUACCUUUACAAUAAGGCAGUUUUCCCCUACAAAAGUGUUAAAGCUUUAUUGUAUUUGGCAAAAGCAAGAACCCAGAGGGUGUGAAUGUGUUUUGAAUCUCUAAAAAAAAAUACAAAGAUGUUUUUCUGCGCAAAUAAUUUACAUAAAACACCAAUGAAAUGA